UGAGAGAUAAUAUCAGUCGCCUCGUAAACCCUUAAGCAGCUCCCACCCACCCAGGCCUCCAUAGUCCAGCUCCUACACAGUCUCUUGGGCGUACAGGAGUGUAGGCACUGGGACACUUUCUGGAAUACUUUCAACUCUUCUUUUCCUCCUUGAACAUUCUUUUCUUCUUCUCUAAUUCCUGAGAAUUCUCCUGAGGCUGCAGGCAUGCCUCUCUCGAUUUCCGCCCACCCUAACAAGAGGAAGAAGGUCAACAAGAUCAUUACUGAUCUGACCAACAUCACCCAGGAUGAUGAAGAGUCAAACCCUGAGGCGUCCGAAUUUGAUCUGGGCACAAAGAUCAACACUCCUAAAGACACCAUGUUGGAGGAACUGUCUCUUUUGACCAACAAGGGAUCCAAGAUGUUCAGGAUGAGGCAACAGAGAGUGGAGCGCUUCAUUGUCACCAACGAGAAUAUGCAGAAUCUCCAGCAGCUGGUUCCAUCCCUGGGAUGUGAGACGACAGCCCCACCACUCACUCAGGAACUGGAGCACGAGGACGAUAAGGAGGCGGAGAACGAAAAGAAGAGACAGCAGAACGUGCAGACUUACGUGUCGCCGUGGGAACGAGCCAUGAGGGGAGACGAGUCCCUGACCUCUACCAUGCACCACCACAUGGCUGGACCACAUACCCCCCACGACAUGCCCAAGUUCAAGAGCUUCAAUAGGACGGCCCUGCCCUACGGCGGCUCCGAGAACGCGGGAGGCCACUUGACCUUCGAGACUCCCGAGAUCCUAUUCCCCCAGGUGGAGGCGGAGUCCCUCCACUCCCUGCAGGGGGACAUUAGGUCCCGCCCCUCGUUCAACCGCACCCCCAUCGGCUGGGUGUGUAACCUGGAGGACAACUCACACAUCCACGUGGAGCUGGACAACAUGCUGCCCUUCGACCGAGAGACGGACGAUCUGUAGACACACACACACACAACCCAGCCAUACUCACUCACAUAUGUUGAUGUGUAUUUAUUUGCAUGAAACAUACAUGGCUGAAGAAAGAAGAGAAGAGACAGAAUGCGAUGGUGAUGAUGAAGGUGAUGGUGAUGAUGAAGGCGAUGGUGAUGAUGAAGGGGGAAAAGAAAGUGAUGAAGAUAAUAAGACAAUAACCUUGACAGUAGAAAAUGUAGCCUGGAUUAAACUGUAUUUACCAAUAAACCUUUCCGUGUACAGAAA
Messenger RNA from Salmo salar (Atlantic salmon), 1203 nucleotides. RefSeq names its product myozenin-1. Gene Ontology annotation, cellular component: Z disc; actin cytoskeleton. Gene Ontology annotation, molecular function: actin binding; FATZ binding; telethonin binding. The record is from RefSeq and is a predicted model, not a curated record. NCBI's taxonomy places the organism in Eukaryota, Metazoa, Chordata, Actinopteri, Salmoniformes, Salmonidae.